Molecule: messenger RNA, 5233 nt
Organism: Thunnus maccoyii (southern bluefin tuna)
Lineage: Eukaryota; Metazoa; Chordata; Actinopteri; Scombriformes; Scombridae
Product: centrosomal protein of 164 kDa-like
Exons: 27
Coding region: 183-4130 (1315 amino acids)
Molecular function (GO): protein binding
Source: RefSeq, a predicted model, not a curated record
CAGAGCCACGUUUCCAUCGUCAACAGGAAACCAGAGGAAGCGUCCUUGGAGAUGUUGUUAGUAGCACAAACUUUCGCAUCUUUCUCCCCUCUGCGGACACAAUGUUUUCGUUAAACAAGUGACAACUCAUCGAUAUUGCCGCAGAGGCGUGUGAGAAAGCGAUUAAAAGUUUGUAAGUAACCAUGACUGCAGCUACUCUCAUAGGAGACCAGCUGAUCCUUGAAGAGGACUACGAUGAGAACUAUACACCCUCUGAACAAGAGAUCCACGAGUACGCGAGGGAGAUCGGCAUUGAUCCCGACAGUGAGCCGGAGCUCCUGUGGCUGGCCAGGGAGGGCAUCGUUGCCCCUCUGCCUCCCGAGUGGAAACCUUGCCAGGAUGUGACAGGGGACAUCUACUAUUUCAACUUCUCCUCGGGCCAGUCCACCUGGGAUCACCCCUGCGAUGAGCACUACCGCCGCCUGGUGGUCCAGGAGCGUGAGCGCGCCCAGCUCACGGCUGCUGCAGGAGGCACAGGGCCGAAGAAGGACAAGGACAAGAAGAAGAAGAAAGAAAAGAAGGAGAAGAAGGAGAAAAAGAAGAAGGAGCCGCUCAAGACUCCUGGAGCACUGAGUUCACCUUUGGGACCCUUACCAUCCCCGCUGGGCAACCUGGCUCCUCUGAGAUGUCUGGAUGCCCCUGGCAUAGGCCCACUUCCUGGAGUUGCCCCUGCUCUGCGUGGGUCCCUUGGCAGCUCUGGGGGUCUGGAGCCCCUCAAGACAUCCCUAGGGGGUCCUCGGAGCAGUGGAACAUCUAGUGUUUUCGGCAGCAGGCAGGAAGAAAGGGUGUCUCUUUCUCUGCCCGGCUUUGAUGAUGAAGAUGACAAUGAUGAAGACAAAAUCUCAGAAAAUGAGCCAAGUCCUCGUGGUUCAGACAGACUACUGAAGAACCUCCAUCUGGACCUGGAUGCCCUGGGAGGAGGCCUACAGUAUGAGGACAGUGAAGCCAGUGGUGCAGCUCCAGUGGAGGAGAGGACUGAGCCAGAGCUGCAGGACUUGGCCCUGUCUGGGGACCACAGCCCUGAACCACCAUCCCAACAGGAGUCUGAGGCUUCAUCCUCCAUAGAUGUCAAGCUGUCAGAGAAAGUUCUGGGCCUCAACGACUUGUCUGGCACUGUCAGUCCACUGGAGAAAUAUGACAAAGAGGAAACAAUAGAAGAAGAGGAGAAUGAUGAGGGGGCGAAGAAAAAGAAGGCUGAGCCAGCCAAGAGGCUCACAAAGGCUGCAGACAAAGACAACCCUCCAGCUCCGAAAGUCGAGCGGCUCGUCCUCCACCAGUCCAGCCCGUCGCCCUCCCUCUCCAGCCUCUCCCACUCAGAGCGAGGUGUCGGCCUCCGUCCAAUAGCAGAAAGUGUCAGCACAUCUCUGGGUCUACAGAGGCCUGAAACGUCCAGAGGUCGGCUGAUCCGCUCUUCCAACGCCCGGCAUGAAGAUGCUGAACCCUGCAUAGAAAAUCGCGAGAGCUCACCGGAAGAAGAGCCGAGCUGGAGAAUCCGGAAAGACAAGGAGAAGAAGGAGAAAGAGGAGGAGGAGAAGAGAAAGAGGGCUGAAAGAGAGGAGAGGAGUUUGAGGGAGAGGAAUGAGGAGAUAGAGAGGGACAGGAAGAAGGCAGAUUGGGAGGUGGAGGAAGAGAAGGAGCGAUUGAUAAGGGAGAAGGAAAAGAGAAUGCGUCUCCUCCGGGAAGAGUUGAAGAGAGAGGAAGAGGAGGAGGAGAAGCAGCUGAAGGAGGAGAGUGAGAAAAGAUUGCGGGAUCUGCAGCAGCGUCUCCUGUCUAAGAGGAAAGAGGAGGAAGCCAGGCUGAAGGAGGAGUCUGAUAGGACGCUGGAGGAACUGAGAGAGUCUGUCCAGAUGGAGAGGGAGAAGCAGCAGCACAAGCUCAGGGAGGAGAGUGAAGCCACGCUGAAGGAGUUACGCAUCACGCUAGAAGAGGAGCGGGCGGCGGAGCGCGAUAGACUGGAGGCUCAGAAGAGGCGCGACGUUGAACAUCUGAAGGCAGAGUCAGAAGAAGAGCUGCGAGCGGAGAGGAGGAGACUCCAGGCAGAGAGGGAGGAGAAACUGAACUCUCUGAAACAGGAGUUCAAAAGCAUGGAGAGGAGGAGGGAGCUGAUGAGUCCGCGACCUGAACAGCAACUGGCAGAGUACCACCGAGAGCUGGCUGAUGUGCUCCAGGAAGUGCGGGAGGAAGUGCAGCGUGAUCACGAGAGGAAGCUGGAGCAGCUGAGGGAGGACCACAGGAGAGAGAUGAACAACAUCAGAGAGAAAUACCUGGAUGAGGAGACUGCUCAGAGGGAGCGCUUGCUUUCUACUCUGCAGGAGGACAGAGAACGUCUCCAGGCUUCACACGCUGUCCAACUGGAGAAACUCCGCUUACAGCUCGACACACAGAUACAAAAGUCACAGCUGACACACUCACGCAAGGAGUCAGAACUGCAGGAUCUGGCGGAUCAGUUAGAGCUGAGAGCCAAAGAGCUGAAGAGCCAAGAGGCCAUGCUGCAGACCAAGGCAGCAGAUCUGAAGAGAAGGAGGAGGAAGCUCGGGGAGGAAGAGGAGGAAAUGGACAGACAGAUAGAGGCUCUACCCCGGCUGAUCCAGGAGAGAGACCAGCUGAAGGAGGAGCUGGACAGGAUGAGAGAGGACAAAGCUCAAGCCCGAGAACUCAUCCACAAAGCGAGGGAGGAGAGGAGCGAGGCCAAGCAGCAGGAGGAGUGGCUGAGGGAGGAGAGAGACAAAGCCAGGGAAGAGAGCAGAAAGACGAAGGAGGACAAGGAGCGACUGGAGAGCAAGGUGGCGCUGCUGCAGGAGAGAUGUGACCGUCUCAGUCGCAGAGUCAGUGAGCUGGAACAAGAUGAAGGAGGGGGCGCCUCACCGAGACAAGAACCUAAACUCGGCAAAAAGAAGGCAGAGAAGGCCGAAGUGACAGCGCCCUCCAGUGACCAGAGAGACUCACCGCUACAUGUAGACGACCUGGAGGACCCGCCGCUCUCCCCUGUUCCUGACAGCCACAGCAGCAUGGACGAGUUCCGGCGGUUCAUCUCCUCACACGGCGCAUCCAUCCAGAAGACCAAACUCUUCCUGGAGAGGGAGAGCAGCCGACUGAUGGAGAGACAGGCAGCUCUACGGGUGGCCCAGACCAGCUCCUGCCCGGACCCCGUCCAGAGAGGAGGGGUGACUGAGGAGAUGGUUAGGAACCUCCAGCAGGAGGCCAGAAAUGUGGCGGAGCUGCAGCGCACGGUUCAGAGAGGAAACACUCUCCUGCGGAGGAAAGAGGAACAACUUCAGCAGCUGGAGAGUUCUAUAGCUGACGAGCCGCUGUUUGAGGAUCUGUCUCGGCUGGCAGGAGAGAGGAAGGUGACCUUCGAUGUGACGGAGUCAGACCUCAGCAGCACUGCGGACCCACCAGAUGGGACAGGAGGUCAUCCCACCGUCCCGGCUAAAGUCCAGGAGUUAGCAGAGUCCCUGCAGCAGAUCUCAGGCCAGCUCAACACCGUCCUGAGUGCGUUGGGUUCACUGGCUCAGAGGCAGAGCGCCACACCUUACACAGCCUUCCCUCUGCCUCUAUCUCAGCCUCACUCCACACAUGCUUCCACCUCCACCACCUUCACCUCCGCUCCCAUCCUACCCCAGGUUCACACCCUGGGCCCCACCUCCUUACCCACACCUGCAGCGAGGCUCUCAGAGCCGCCUUGGAACUGGGCGCCUCAAGGCAGCUCCUCAACCGCCCCUCUGUUCAGCACCCCCAUCGCCAGUGGGAUGUGGGCCUCUGAGGAUGUCAUGAGCAGCAGAUGGAGCCAGAUAUUCCCUGGAGCAGCUAUGGAUCCAGUCGCAUCCAGCACCAUGAGAGCCAACUCAUCUUACUCAUCGUACACUCCUGCUAGUGAACAUGGCCGUAGUCUGCGCUCCAUGCAGAAGACAGCGGAGGUGGACGGCCAGAGGCUGCAGGGGCUGAUUGACGGCAACAAGAGGUGGCUGGAGAUGCGCAAAAAAGACACCAGCGUACCUCUGUUCACUCGCUAUCGGGCUCCGUCCUCCAAGAGCAGCCUGGUCCAGCUGGGCCUGGACGAUAACAACCAGAUCAGAGUCUAUCAUUACUGAGGACACGACGCACAGUUCGUUCGGCCCUGUUGUACUGUGCCUGUCACUGAGGACUUUAGAGCAUAUAUAGCGUUGUGAUGUUUACACACAGGGCCACGUGUGAGAGUCCUGUCCCCGCUUUGCUUCAUUCUUUUUUUUUUUUUGUUGAAACCUUCAGAGCAAAGGUUUUCAGGGAAAGUCCAGCCUCUUCUGCUGUGAUUGGAGGAAGAGCUCACAGCACAGGACUUUGCAAAUCAGGGAGCCACAUGUCGCAGAGGGCUGAGGACUUUUAUCCUCUAAUGUUAGAUUUGAUUGUGAGUAACAGAAAAUGUUUUAAAGCACUUCAGUGUCUCGUUUACAGAUUGUAGCUCCAUGCCAGACUUGGGCCAAACUGUUAUUUUAGUGGUUUAGUUUGCUUUGGUGUCAGAUAGAAGGAAGUUAUUGAGUGUCAUAAGUUUAGACAAUCACAGUGAAGUAUCUUUAGGUUUACAAUAACUAUAAAAAAGUAUUCACCUCCCUUAGAAGUUUUCAUGAUUUAUUGUCUUGCAACAUUGACUCAUGGCAGAUUUAAUGUGGCAUCUAUUUUAUAUAUAUGUAAUAAAUUUAGAUCACACUGUAGUGAUCUGUUCUUACUGCGACAUUCACUUUGAUCAGUGUCUAAAAAUCCACAUUAAAUCUACUUUGACUCCGUGUUGUCAAUUAAACUUGAAAACUGCCAAGAGGGUGAAUACAUUUUAUAGACACUGUACUUAUACUAAUACUCCAUUAGUGAACACUCCAGACAUGAUCUGAUUUGUCAAUGAUGUUGUGAACUUCACACUUUUGGUGCUCCAGGCAGGACAUAACACUAAGAAACGCUUCGCAGCUGCACAUAGGUCAAAUUUAAUUUCAUGACAGGUUACGUUUGUAUUUAUGCCACUGAUUUUGUAAAUUACUUAUGUGUGAAACUAUGAUUACUUAAGUACUUUCUACAGUUUUUGUUUUAGUCUUUCAGAAACAGAAAUCGGUGUGCUUUAGUGAAGAAGGUCAAGUCAAUCUUUUAAGCAUCGAUUAGUUUUCUCUCCCAUAUUCCUUCAAACACAGAUCUUUGCACAGCAGUAGCAGUGAGCUGUUGACUAGAGAGA